Acomys russatus (golden spiny mouse) is the source of this 2530-nucleotide messenger RNA. RefSeq names its product mitogen-activated protein kinase kinase kinase 20 (gene Map3k20). Gene Ontology annotation, cellular component: cytoplasm. The transcript is spliced from 19 exons. Gene Ontology annotation, molecular function: protein kinase activity; protein binding; ATP binding. The record is from RefSeq and is a predicted model, not a curated record. Bases 35 to 2440 code for a protein of 801 amino acids. Gene Ontology annotation, biological process: protein phosphorylation. Lineage: Eukaryota; Metazoa; Chordata; Mammalia; Rodentia; Muridae.
AUUUUGUGGACGUUUCCUACUUUGUCAGUAUGAGAUGUCGUCUCUCGGUGCCUCCUUUGUGCAAAUUAAAUUCGACGACCUGCAGUUUUUUGAAAACUGCGGUGGAGGAAGUUUUGGGAGUGUUUAUCGAGCCAAAUGGAUAUCACAGGACAAGGAGGUGGCUGUAAAGAAGUUACUCAAAAUAGAGAAAGAGGCAGAAAUCCUGAGUGUCCUCAGUCACAGGAACAUCAUCCAGUUUUACGGAGUGAUUCUGGAACCACCCAACUAUGGCAUUGUCACAGAAUAUGCCUCCCUUGGAUCCCUGUAUGACUACAUUAACAGCAACCGAAGUGAGGAGAUGGACAUGGAUCACAUCAUGACCUGGGCCACUGACGUCGCCAAAGGGAUGCACUACCUACACAUGGAGGCCCCAGUCAAGGUGAUCCACAGAGACCUCAAGUCAAGGAAUGUUGUUAUUGCUGCUGACGGAGUACUGAAGAUCUGUGACUUCGGUGCCUCUCGGUUCCAUAACCACACAACACACAUGUCCUUGGUUGGAACUUUCCCGUGGAUGGCUCCGGAAGUCAUUCAGAGUCUCCCCGUGUCUGAAACCUGUGACACGUAUUCCUACGGCGUGGUUCUCUGGGAGAUGCUAACAAGGGAGGUCCCCUUUAAAGGUUUGGAAGGAUUACAAGUAGCUUGGCUUGUAGUGGAAAAAAACGAGAGGCUGACCAUCCCUAGCAGCUGCCCCCGAAGCUUUGCAGAGCUGCUACAUCAGUGUUGGGAGGCGGAUGCCAAGAAGCGGCCAUCUUUCAAGCAAAUCAUUUCAAUCCUGGAGUCCAUGUCAAAUGACACGAACCUUCCUGACCAGUGUAACUCAUUUUUACACAACAAAGCAGAAUGGAGGUGUGAGAUUGAGGCAACCCUUGAGAGGCUGAAGAAACUAGAGCGUGAUCUGAGCUUUAAAGAGCAGGAGCUCAAAGAACGGGAGAGACGCUUGAAGAUGUGGGAGCAGAAGCUGACAGAGCAGUCCAACACCCCGCUGCUGCCUUCCUUUGAGAUUGGUGCGUGGACUGAAGACGAUGUGUAUUUUUGGGUUCAGCAGCUCGUCAGAAAAGGUGACUCCUCGGUAGAGAUGAGUGGAUAUGCAAGCUUGUUCAAGGACCACAACAUCACAGGCAAGCGGUUGCUGCUUCUGGAAGAGGAAGAUCUGAAAGACAUGGGCAUCAUCUCCAAGGGACACAUCAUUCACUUUAAGUCAGCUAUUGAGAAGUUAACCCAUGAUUACCUGAACCUGUUUCACUUCCCACCACUGAUUAAGGAUUCAGGAGGGGACCCUGAAGAAAAUGAGGAAAAAAUAGUGAACCUUGAACUUGUCUUUGGUUUUCACUUGAAGCCAGGAACUGGCCCACAGGAUUGUAAAUGGAAAAUGUAUAUGGAGAUGGAUGGGGAUGAAAUUGCAAUAACCUACAUAAAAGAUGUGACUUUCAACACAAGCCUCCCCGAUGCAGAGAUUUUAAAGAUGACAAAGCCACCCUUUGUAAUGGAGAAGUGGAUUGUUGGAAUAGUGGAUGACCAGACUGUGGAGUGCACGGUCAUGUAUGAGAGUGAUGUUAGAAUGCCGAAACUCACAAAGCAUGUGCACUCCAUUCAGUGGAGCAGAACGAAGCCGCAGGAUGAGGUGACAGCUGUCCAGCUGGCUAUUCAGACUUCAUUCUCCAGCUCAGAGGGCAACCCCGGCAGCAGAUCUGACUCAAGUGCGGACUGCCAGUGGUUAGACACUCUGCGCAUGCGGCAGAUUGCAUCCCACUCUUCUCUACAGCGUUCCCAGAGCAACCCCAUCCUGGGGUCCCCUUUCUACCCUUACUUUGGCAGCCAGGAUUCCUACGCUGCCGCGGUGCGGAGGACCCAGACACCCAUGAAGUACCAGCAGAUCACACCCAUCAACCCUUCCCGGAGCUCCUCCCCAACGCAGUACGGGCUGACCAAAAACUUCUCUUCCCUGCACCUCAACUCUAGGGACAGCGGCUUCUCCAGUGUCAACACCGACAGCUCAUCUGAGAGGGGCCGCUACUCAGACCGGAACAGAAACAAAUACGACCGCGGCAGUGUAUCCCUCAACUCUUCCCCAAAAGGAAGAUAUGGUGGUGGGAAAAGUCAGCAUUCCACACCUUCAAGAGAAAGGUAUUCUGGAAAAUUCUACAGGCUGCCCCAGUCAGCGCUGAACACUCAUCACUCCCCUGACUUCAAGAGGAGCCCGAAUGACCGCCGCGUGCCGAGGACCAUCCCCGGGAUGCCUCUGCACCCCGAGACUCUCUCCAAAGGAGGUGAAGAGGAGAGCAGGGUGAGCGAAGGGGGCUGGACUAAAGUGGAGUACCGGAAGAAGACUCACAGGCAACUUCCGGCCAAGACUGGCAAGGAGCGAACCCGGGGCAGCUACCGUGGGCGGAGGAACUUUUGAUGGAUUGAAUCAAAUGGGCUUUUUGAAGUGGGUUCUGUGGGAGUUUGUGCAAUGGACUUUUGGUAACAAGAUAUCUUCAGAUUGCAGGGA